Molecule: messenger RNA, 352 nt
Organism: Geodia barretti
Lineage: Eukaryota; Metazoa; Porifera; Demospongiae; Tetractinellida; Geodiidae
Source: the annotation of a GenBank genome assembly
AGAGAAGAGAAACUUCUGACAGGGAGUGGCAGAGCCAGGAGUGAAGGUAUAACUUGUGUUAGUAACGUCGACAGAGGGGAUGGCUGUUGGGGUGUUCUCAUCUGUCACAUUGUAGAUGAGGACAGAGUACCAGAUAUCAGGAUCAACACCAGUCACAUCCAGAGAGAAUGGAGCACUCCACGAGAUGGUCACUGAACUGGCAUUGCUAGUGGCUCUCAGACCACCUACUGCUGACACUAAUACCUUGAAUGGUCAAUGUGGCAUUGUCACUCUCCACAAAGGAGACACCAAAUAACCCUGACAGACACUGAACUUUAGUUCCAUUGUACUGGGCUCUGGCUGGAAUGGUCAG